This is a messenger RNA of Athalia rosae (coleseed sawfly), 3351 nucleotides long. RefSeq names its product cholecystokinin receptor-like. NCBI's taxonomy places the organism in Eukaryota, Metazoa, Arthropoda, Insecta, Hymenoptera, Athaliidae. Gene Ontology annotation, biological process: neuropeptide signaling pathway. The transcript is spliced from 11 exons. Gene Ontology annotation, cellular component: membrane. The record is from RefSeq and is a predicted model, not a curated record. Gene Ontology annotation, molecular function: gastrin receptor activity; neuropeptide receptor activity. Bases 1505 to 3244 code for a protein of 579 amino acids.
GACCAGUUCAUCGGUAUAGAGGGAUGAAUGAGUGCGAGGUGGUUAUUCCGCAGCGUGCCGACGCCGGUCGACGCGUCGCGUCGCUGCGCCUCAGUUGCCGCUACAGAAUUGUCGGGAUAGCGUCGCCGCGAAAUUUCUCCCGCUGAUACCCAUGAAUGGAAUCGAAAACUGCACGAUGAAUAAACGAUUGAAUAAAUCUUGCGCCCAAUAAAUCCGGUUGAAUAAAAUUAAAUAAAAAACGGGAGUCGAAAUUUGUGCGCGAAACUCGACGCACCGCAUAAAUUCGCCAAGUUCGAGAUGCGCGACUUUCGUGGUCCCGAUACGACGGGCUUAUUUUUUUGCCCGCGUUUAAACGCGGUAAGAAUUUUUCACGCCUAAUUAAAACGUGGGAAAAGUAAUUUUAUCGUUGACGGAGAAUCACAUCGUCGCGUAGACGUUGUGAUAAAAUAAUCGCGAUACAGUAUAGGAGUUUAAUUAGCCGUUAAGUCGAACUGGGAAAAUCCGAUAUCUUUUCCUCGAUGGAAUUCUCGUUUCUUGCCGCAAUAAAAUAACUAAGUAAACAAACGGCUCCUUACGCUUUCGGAUCCCGAUAUAGGAUAAAUUGUUCCGUGAAAUUAAAUCCCUCGCGAACUCAUCUCAAAAUGAGAACGGUGCAAAUAAUGGAAAUUCCUCGCAUAAUUUCGCAGCAAAAAGUAAUUCUUCCUUUAUAUUGAAAUUUCAUUUCCCACUCGAGGUAGAUUACCGACAAGGGAUUUCUUCGGCUAUAAAUAAAUCCUCGCAUAAUUAUUAUCCCUUCUGUUUACCUCGAUGUAUAAAUAACAAACAACUUACGCGUGAAAAUCAGUGAAAUAUGUUCCAGACAACUCGUCCAGUUCUUCUUCUCAACCAAACGGUGAAGUGACCGAUGUGCGUUCUGUCCGGCGUCAGUCGCUUGAAUCGCAUAAAAGUUUUCCACUCGCAAUUAAAUCAAGUGAGGUUUCACGCGGUGUUCGUUCCGAGGCUGGGCGUUCGCAAGUAGUGAGAGUCAGCGUCAGGUCAGCCCGCACGUUUUUCGUACGAAAGAUGACGCCGAAUAUUUUUCUUCGCCAUGAAAUGUGCGGAGCGAAGAAGUAACAGCAGCCGGUGUCGCACAGCUGUGUCAACGUUCGAGGGGGUGUCAGAAUCGCUUUGAAGAAAACUGGGGCCGAACGUCAUGUAUAACUUUUAAAUUUCUAUACGCAGUAGUCUGAGGUUGGUUUUUCUAUUUUCUCCAUUCAUUCUACUUGACGAAAAUUUUUUUCCAACGAUCAGUGCAGUUGUACGUACGUGUAUUUUGUUUGCGAAAACAACGCGACACGGGCCGAAACUUCUAUUCUCCACCGCGGAGAGGUUUCAUAAUUUUUUUUUUACCAUUUUUUUUUGCCCCCCCCUAUCGAUUUUUCCCGGUCUAUUCCGGACUUAAUGAAGUGACUAUACCCGUCAAUAUCUACGUCUAUUUAUCGACCCAUCGAUUAAACACGUCGCGAUGUCGUCGCCCGAGUUUUCAAACUCCGAUAUCGGGGUAUCGAUUGUCCGGGGAAUUGCUCUGGGGCAACAAAGCCUCAGUCAACUUUCGUCCACGAUUCAUCCGCAACUUUCAACGGUUACUUCAACUUCGAACUUCAACACUUCGGCGGCCAAUGUAAACGGAGAGGUUGCCGGAGGUGGCACCGCCACCGGGUCGGCAGGUGGUGAUUUGCUCGAAGGAUUGAUCGUCCCUUUAUACGCGACGAUAUUUGUCCUCGCCGUCAUAGGAAAUUUGCUCGUCGUCGUCACCCUGGCUAAAAACAAGAGGAUGAGGACGGUCACAAACGUUUAUCUGCUGAACCUGGCCCUGUCAGACCUGCUGCUCGGUGUAUUUUGUAUUCCGUUCACUCUCUUGGGACAAAUGCUGAAGAAUUUCGUCUUUGGCACCACGAUGUGCAGGCUGAUCCCCUACUUUCAAGCGGUCUCCGUGUCUGUUAGCGUGUGGACUCUGGUGGCGAUAUCCCUGGAGAGAUACUUCGCGAUUUGCAGGCCUCUGAAGUCCCGUCGUUGGCAGACUCGAUGUCACGCCUGCAAGAUGAUCGCCGUAGUCUGGGCGGCGAGUCUGGUCUGGAACGCCCCGAUCCUCGUUGUUUCGAGCCUCAAGGAGAUCAGCGGAGGUAGGCAGAAGUGCAGGGAGGAUUGGCCGAGCAUCGCGGCGGAAAGAGCGUUCAACAUAUUUCUCGACGUCGUGUUACUGAUCGUACCAUUGAUAAUGAUGACGUUGGCAUAUUCGUUAAUCGUUACGAAGUUACGCCGACGUGAGAUUCAGCACAGUUCGAGCUAUCAGAGGCCACUGGAAAGGACGAACUCCUCCGCGACCGUGAACGGGACUUGUCUGCCGAAUUCCUGCAACGACGCAAACAACGGGAAGGGCGUCGUCGCACCCCUCAAGCAGCACAGGCUGCUGCCCUCAUCGGGGUAUCUCAGAGGAGUUCCGAGGACUUUGUCGCACGGCGCCUUGGCGCAGGACAGCGCUAUCAGGAAACCCCGACAGGCGACUUCUCGGAGAAGAGCGGAGGCCGUGAAGCUUUGGCUUAUGAAGGGAAUGGUCCAACUGCCGGGUUCGGGUACGCCGAAGGUGGUGGCGUGCAGGAGUCGAAGCGGACCUGCCCUGUCGUCGACGCCGGGACGUCGUCAGGACAAGGGGAUGCAGGUGGAAGUUGAAAAUCCGGAGGAAUCCGAGAACUCCGUUGGCGAGGAACAGCACGACACCACCUACACGUUCAGCAGACACGCCAUACGGAGCAACUACAUGGACAAGAGUAUCGAAGCAAAAAAGAAGGUGAUCGUAAUGCUUUGCGUGGUCAUGCUGACCUUCUUCAUAUGCUGGACGCCUCUGUGGGUCAUUCAUACUUGGUAUUUAUUCACCCCGAAAUUGGUGUACGCGGCGGUCGGUCGGACCGGUAUCAGCCUCAUACAGCUUCUGGCUUAUUGGUCGAGCUGCUGCAAUCCAAUUAUCUACUGUUACAUGAACCGGAACUUCCGUCAGGCCGUAAAGAGUGUCUCUUACGAAUGCUGGAGCGCGUACUGCGGAUGCGGUGACGAGGCUGUAGGCGGAUCAGGAAGCGCUGCGCGCAACGGACCGCAUCAAGGACCCAACAGCGAGGUCAGCGGCAACGAUUCUACAAUCUACCUUGGGCGUGCCUCGAUAAUGGCGAGAACCGAAGUAGUCCUCCUCGAAGCGGAGGAUCGUGUUUAGCAGCGGCUGCGGGGCGAACGAAUUCCAAGGUUCAAGCGGAAGUGGGGGUGCCUCGAUAAUCGUCAUCAGCGGAAACGGAAACGCGACGAUAUCGCCGGGGUCGGGAG